This is a messenger RNA of Pieris brassicae (large cabbage white), 777 nucleotides long. RefSeq names its product clotting factor G beta subunit-like. NCBI's taxonomy places the organism in Eukaryota, Metazoa, Arthropoda, Insecta, Lepidoptera, Pieridae. Gene Ontology annotation, molecular function: serine-type endopeptidase activity. Bases 1 to 777 code for a protein of 258 amino acids. The transcript has 5 exons. The record is from RefSeq and is a predicted model, not a curated record. Gene Ontology annotation, biological process: proteolysis.
AUGUUGACGAUAGGGCUGGAUACGAGGUUAAAGGAUCAAGCAGCUUUUGGAUGGAAACGGAGGCUACGGAACAGCUGGGCGUUUCUCUGUGGAGGCAGUCUCAUAAGCCCGAACUUCAUCCUGACAGCUGCUCAUUGUGGCUCACAAUCUAGCGCAGUAGUAGUGAAUAAAUACUUGAGGAAAGCACAACCAGACAUCGUCCGAUUGGGAUCUAGGUAUAUCAAGAGACGCUAUAAUCCAAAAACUGAUGUAACAAUCAAACAGUUCAUACAACAUCCAUAUUGGGAUCCGCCCAAACAUUAUUACGACAUAGCGCUGGUGGAGUUGGCCAAACCAGUGUCGUUUUCAAAAACUGUCCAACCAGCAUGUCUGCCAGGAUCAUUUUCAUCGAAAUAUGAUGCUUAUAUUACUGGUUGGGGAGUUACUGAUGAAACAGCUAAAACCCUAUCAUCAAUACUUCGAGCAGCAGAAGUCGACAUUAUAGAUUCAAGUGAAUGCAACGCACUGCUUAAUCCAUUUUCAAAUAGAAAUUGGUGGGGUCUUAUGGACCACCAGUUAUGCGCAGGGAAACUUGAAGGUGGUGUUGAUACUUGCCAAGGAGACUCUGGUGGACCUUUACAAGUAAAGCUUCAAGAGACGAAGUAUGAAGGAAAUAUGCACAUGGUGAUUGGGGUGACAUCAUUUGGGUUUAAAUGCGGAGUCAAAGAUCAGCCCGGCAUAUACACUAGGGUUUCUAGUUUUGUGGAGUGGAUAGAAAGUAUAGUAUGGCCACAAUAA